Molecule: messenger RNA, 1829 nt
Organism: Pseudo-nitzschia multistriata
Lineage: Eukaryota; Bacillariophyta; Bacillariophyceae; Bacillariales; Bacillariaceae
Source: the annotation of a GenBank genome assembly
AUUCUAUUCUUUGUCAAGUAUUCGUACUCGUGGUACUCGUACUGUAACAUUCUGCUGUACUGACUGCUUCUGCCAUCAGCAUCCGCAUCCGGAUCUGUAAACACAAAAAGUUCCCAAAGCACGGAGAGGCAAUUCGCUCCGAUUGAAGAAUAGACCAGGAUCCCAAACCAACCGCAUCGCACACAAUGAGGACUGCUGCGCAAGCAGGAGGAACGAUCCGACGCCGGACUCGCAUCGCAACGAACGACGGUGGCAGCGACAACAACGACGGUUUCGGCCUUCCGAAUCCUUCUCGUGUGCGGCGGCAGCGCACCAGAAACCGAAGGAGCAACGGCGCGCUGGGAUUCGCCGGGGCGAUCGUGGUGGCGAUCGCGAUUGCCGGCGGGUGGACCUUGCCGGGCGUCCCCUUUUCUGCGGCGGAAGCCCUUGCCGUUUCGGGGACGGGUCUCCCCCCGGCCGCCGCGCUACGGAGCAGCGGCCGUUCCGAGAGGGGGGGACAUCCCCGGGAACAAGCAAAAGAGCAACAACAGCCAUCACCGCCACUCUUGGGUUCCUGUCGACAGGGGUUCCCCGGGAGCCGCAUCCACCAAAACAGGCUGGCCCGGACGCGCCUGCACCUUUUUUUCAACCAGAGGGACGAAAACGGAAACCUCGUCCAAAAGCCCGCGAAACGGGCGAAGCCGUCCAGCGACCUCCUGGACGAGCUGCGCUCCCCCGGGAUAUCCUUCCCCAAACCGAUCCGGCUGACCGGCUCUUCUUCUCCGAAGGAACCAUCCGCCGGCACGGAUUCGCCGUCCCUGGUCCUCCGCUACAUGACGACCGAGGACCUCCGGGCACUGGUACCCAUGUGCAUCAACGAGUUUGGGAGCAUCAGCCAGCAGCCACCGCCGGAAGACACCCACGCCAAGAAGGGAUUGCGGGGACUGGUCCCCCGCUGGAUACAGGAUCCGAAACGAAUCCCGGAGCUGUGGGAGGGGAAAUCCUUCGAGCUCCUAAUCUAUUUGACCCUCCGUCUCAAGCUGAUGCAGGGUGGGGGAAACAGCGGCAAAAACAGCGGCAUCAGCAGCGGCAACAGCAGCGGCAGCAACGGCAAUCCCGUUGCCAACAGCGGAAACCCCGGGUCGAUACCGAACGACAUGGUCAUGCUCGUCCUCUGCGAAGAAAACGAACCCAAACCACAAGAACAGUCCAAGAGCCUGUGGCGAAAGCCCAAGCCGGCAGCAGCAAUAGCAGCAGCAACAACAGCCACCACCGUGGAAGCAACCCAGUCGCAGCCCCUCUCGCCCCUCUCGCCUCAACAGCGGGUCGUGGGCAUGAUCGAGCUCAGCCUGCAGCCCCCGGACGCGGACCGGAAUCCCCCCGCCCUCCCCCUUCCCAGGUGGUUCAAGGCCGCCCUGGCCAGGCAGACCACGAUCGACGGGCGUCUCCAGGGAUGGAUCACCAACCUCCUGGUCGACGACGACCGCCGGGGCCGGGGCUAUUCCAAGCUGCUGGUCGCGGCCUGCGAGGGGAUCGCGAAACACUCCUGGGGCUGCUCGUCGGUCUACCUGCACGCCGAUGCGGACAUUUCCAGCGGCCGGAUCCCCCAGUCCCUCUACGAGGGAAUGGGUUACGAGGCCGUCGUGGGAAGCACCCAGAAGAAUCCAAAUGGCGCUCGCAGCGACGGCGAUGGCGGCGAAUACGCCUGGGCCGGGGUCGCGGGGAAGGAACUGGAGCGGUUCACGGCCAUCCGAAUGGUCGACGGGGUGGCCCUCCUGUGCUACUCCAAAAAGCUGUAAAGCAGCAGGCUUGGGACGGGCGGACCGAAACCAUCGAGAAAGUUUAUCCAA